ACAACUGUUUCACUGUCAAUUAUUAACGUAAAGUGUUCGCGUUAGUGUUUGACAAAAGUCCAUUUAGGAGGGAAGUAAAACCUCAGACUAGGAAACUACGCGACCCAUAAUGCACCGCUCCUGAAGGGUCAAAUCAGAAUUUAAACGGCUAAUGCAGCAGACCAGUGCUCAACAAUCCUGAAAACUCUUCAACAGACUGGAAUAUUUAGCUCGGUCGAAGCUUGCGGGUUGUGUGAGUCUAUUAUGUACUCACCGAGUGGGUCAGUGUGGAUUUAUCGGGCGGACUCUUUAUUUUGUGCCAUGACUUCGCCGGUUUUUGUCAGUUAGCGUUGCUAGGCUAAGCUAACUCGUUGCUAACUGAGCUCCGGGAGCUCGUGUGAUGACUUUCAGACUGUGGCUUCUUUGUUUUCUCCUUCAGAGAUGAUUUAACUUCACGCAGGUUACGACAGAGAUGCUAUAUUUGCCGUAUUAACAGAAAUUAUUGAGUUUUGGAACAGUUAAAUCUCUAAAGAGCUGCACACAUCGAGGUGAGGAGACCAUGACCCUCGCCCCGAAGGAGCUGUCCAACCUGCUGAGCAUCAUAUCUGAGGAGGCUUGCACCAACACCUUCGAGAGCCUCUCCACCCACUUCCACCAUUAUUUCGGGAAAGCGGAGCACUUCAGGGUGGGCUCGGUGCUGGUCAUGCUGCUCCAGCAGCCGGACCUGCUGCCCAGCUCCCCGCAGCGGCUCACCGCCCUCUACCUGCUCUGGGAGAUGUACCGCACCGAGCCGCUGGCCGCCAACCCGUUCGCCGCCGUGUUCGCCCACCUGCUGAACCCCGCACCUGCCGGGGAGGAGCCGGAGAAGGUGCUCUCCGGCUUCCUGCCUCCCAUCACUCAGCCCGAGAAGUUCUUCCUGUCCCAGCUGAUGUUGGCGCCGCCCAGAGAUCUCUUCAAGAAGACGCCCAGACAAGUGUCCUGCAUGGACGUUGGCAACAUGCCUCAGUCUAUAGACAUCAGUGGGCUGCAGCUAGCCUUAGCAGAGCGUCAGUCAGAGCUGCCCACUCAGAGUAAGGCCAGCUUCCCCAGCAUCCUCAACGACCCAGAUCCAGAUUCAUCCAACUCGGGAUUCGACAGCUCCGUGGCCAAUCAGAUCAUAGAGUCUCUGGUCACAGGGCCCCGCCCUCCACUGGAGAGUCACUUCCGCCCGGAGUUCAUCCGGCCGCCGCCUCCUCUCCACGUGUGUGAGGACGAGCUGGCCUGGCUGAACCCCACCGAGCCGGAUCACAGCGUCCAGUGGGACCGCUCCAUGUGCGUGAAGAACAGCACCGGCGUCGAGAUCAAACGCAUCAUGUCCAAGGCCUUCAAGAGCCCGCUGUCGGCCCAGCAGCAGUCACAGCUGCUGGCCGAGCUGGAGAAGGACCCGAAGCUGGUGUAUCACAUCGGCCUGUCGCCGGCGAAGCUUCCCGACCUGGUGGAGAACAACCCGCUGGUGGCCAUCGAGAUGCUGCUGAAGCUGAUGCAGAGCAGCCAGAUCACAGAGUACUUCUCGGUGCUGGUGAACAUGGACAUGUCGCUGCACUCCAUGGAGGUGGUCAACAGGUUGACCACGGCUGUGGACUUACCUCCAGAGUUCAUCCACCUGUACAUCUCCAACUGCAUCUCCACCUGUGAGCAGAUCAAAGACAAAUACAUGCAGAAUCGUCUGGUCCGCCUGGUCUGCGUCUUCCUCCAGUCGCUCAUCAGAAACAAGAUCAUUAACGUGCAGGACCUCUUCAUCGAGGUUCAGGCCUUCUGCAUCGAGUUCAGCCGCAUCCGCGAAGCUGCCGGCCUCUUCCGGCUCCUGAAGACCCUGGACACCGGAGAGAACCCCGCCGAGGCCAAACCUGCCAAGUAACGACCGUCAGACGCUGCACAGACACGAGUUCCGAACACGAAGCCACUUUUUAAAAACGUCAGAGGGACGUCGGUCCGCUCGACCAGAAACAUUCACGUGUUUGUGACAGCGGCGGCGGCCGCUGGUCACAUGACGGCUGUAAAUACGUGCUGACGUUUCCUUCAGACUUUAAAAUCCUCUUUUCAGUCACUGCUCAGCGUCUGCGCUCCAGCUCUGCCUCUGUCGCCAUGUCCUCCUCCGUCUUUUCCACGAGAAAGAAAAGGAUGAACUCGUUUUGUUUUUUACCGCAGGUCUUUCUUCUGGAAAUGUCUUUUUUCUCUAAUUAAACUGACGUUUAAUUGA
Messenger RNA from Chelmon rostratus (copperband butterflyfish), 2218 nucleotides. It is a transcript of the gene cnot11, whose product is annotated as CCR4-NOT transcription complex, subunit 11. NCBI's taxonomy places the organism in Eukaryota, Metazoa, Chordata, Actinopteri, Chaetodontiformes, Chaetodontidae. The record is from RefSeq and is a predicted model, not a curated record. The transcript has 7 exons. Gene Ontology annotation, biological process: mRNA catabolic process; negative regulation of translation. Gene Ontology annotation, cellular component: CCR4-NOT complex. The coding region runs from base 539 to 1876 and encodes 445 amino acids.